Pelagomonas calceolata is the source of this 2008-nucleotide messenger RNA. The record is from the annotation of a GenBank genome assembly. NCBI's taxonomy places the organism in Eukaryota, Pelagophyceae, Pelagomonadales, Pelagomonadaceae.
GCAGAUGACGUCAAACGCGGCUGUACGGCUGCCCCAGACUACCACAGGUUGCAUAUCGAUCGAUUAGUGGCAGUAAAGGUCGCUGGCUUGCAUCUCAAAGCAAAACACUGCAUUCAGGCAGCGUGAACUUGCACUUUUGCAGCACUGCUUGCUUCAAACGCCCAGCAUGGCUCGGACGGCGGUGCGUGCGGGUCGUUCAAUGGUGUCGGCGUUGACGCUGCUGCAGUGGUGCUCGCUGGCGCGCGGCCUGACUGUCGGCGUGCAGUCGCCGUCACCGACGGCAGCGCGCCUGACCAUCGUUCAGGUCACGGACGUGUACACCCUCGAAAAUUUUCCGAGGCUCAAGACGCUGCUGCACGAUGUGCGAACGACGAAUCCAGCGACGAUCUCGAUGCUCACGGGCGACUUCCUCGCGCCUUAUCUGUUGAGCUCGAUCGACAAGGGACAUGGCAUGAUGCGCAUGAUCAACGAGACGCCCAUCGACUACCUGACGUGGGGCAAUCAUGAGGCCGACAUCGACCACAAGGAGGUGUGCGGCCACGUUCGGGGCUAUCGCGGCAAGUGGCUCAACUCAAAUAUGUUGGAUCACGAAGCGAUGGACGCGCAGCAGGAAUACGACGUGGUAUCGAUUGUCAGCGAGGACGGCACGCAGACGCGCCGCAUCGGUCUCGUCGCGUGCUUAUCAGAUGAUCCGGCGCUGUAUGCGAAUUUUAAGGCACCCGGCGCCUUCGGCGGCGCGACGAUUGACUGCCCGUGGGGUACGCUCCGUCGGCUGAAGUCGAAGCUCGAGGACGAUGAGCGGUGCGACCUGGUCGUGCCACUGCAGCACACAUACGUGCCCGACGACCACAGGACCUGCCGCGAGUUCGACAUUCCCGUGGUCCUAUCCGGUCACGACCACCACAAAGUCGAUGAGGUCGUCGCCGGCACACGACUACUCAAGCCCGGGCUCGACGCCAUCUACGCGACGGUGCUCACCAUCGAGUGGGCCAACGCACAACAGGCGGAACCGACGAUCGCGGCCGAAUUUGUACCCCUCGCCGACUAUGCUGCGGACGCGGCGAUGGCGGCCGCGGCUACGGAAGCGUACGAGGUGCUCGCGCCGCUCCGCAACAGCGAGCUCGCGCGCGUGCCGGCGCACUUCCGGCCGCUCUCGUCGUCCAACAGCCGCGGCCGCGUCUGCUCGAUGGGCCGGCUCGUGUGUACUUUGAUUCGCAACGCGGUCAACACCGACCGCUCGCUCGGCGGGGAGCACGUCGACGGCUGUAUAAUCAUGGGCGGCAACAUAAGGGGCGGCGCGGACUAUUCUCCCGAGUCGUUCUUCUCGCUGGAGACCUUGGAGGCCGAGGUGAAGCCGGAGGAGGUCGUGGGAAUUGUGGAGAUGCCCGGCUGGCUGCUCUCGGAGGGCGUGCGGGCCACUCACCGCGGAGAUCCUAUCCCCGGCUGGUUUCAAUACGGCGACGGAAUAGACGAAUGUGAGGAAGCUGACGCCAUCACGAUGGUCGCUGGCCGGCCGCUCGAGCGGGAUGCCGUCUAUCGCAUCGUCACCAAGGUCGGCGACCUGACCAAUGGGCAGUCGGCGCCCUUCACCGAUUAUUAUACGUCGCACCCGGAGGCGCUCCCGCCGAAGGGCAACUACCUCAACAUCCACAGCUUGCUCAUGAGCUACUUCGCCCGGAACCUGUGGCACCGCAUGUGGGAGGAUAUCCACGCGGAUGACGAGGACGGCGUGCUCGACGCAUUAGACCUGGAUGGCGACGGUCAAAUCAGUGUGGAGGAGAUCCACGCGGCACUCGCGCGCAUCCUGGGCAUGUCGACGGACUGCACGCAGAUGGCCCUCGCGCGAUACGUGCACCGCUUCGCCGACGUGAACGGCCAGGGCGAGGUCACGCGCGAUGACCUGCUGCGCUUCGUGCGGGACGAGGGCCUCUUCAGCGACUACGAAGAUGGACUGCGCGUGACGGCCUAGGGAUUAGUAAGUAGAAUGUUGUGAUAAUACAGGGGAUCA